GUAGACUUCUGAAUUGCUGGCUUUAAAAAUGUGGGGCAAGCAAUUUUUUGAUAUUGCUUUAGUUAUAUUCGUUACAAGUUUAUGUGCUGUGGUUUGUGCGCCUCAGAAGUUUAACACGAAGUCCUUUAAAGUCGGAAUUGAAUAUGAUCGUUCAUUGCCGAUGACCGGUGGCUCGGACAGAUACCGGCACAGGAACAACUGCGACCCAUUUUUCGUCACUGUCAAUGUAACUGCAAAAAAAGGCUACGUAAUAUCCUACCUAGAAGCGUCAAUUACAGUCGAUGAGCUAGGCGAAGCAGAUUUCAUCCUCAAAGAGGGCCGUGCCGGCUCCAAGUAUAUGAUCUUUCAGAUGGUCUCAAACCAUAGCGAAUUUCUAUCUUAUUCCUAUAUGACAUACGGCAUUAAGGACGAGGAGUACAAAAAGAUAACGAACACCAUAAAUGUUCCGGUAUCUCUGUGGAACCACAGCACAAUGCACCACCUGAGUACAUUAUCUUUCAUAAUGUGUUUUAUUAUUUAUCUUAUGAGCCAGUAUGUCUUAGAUACGCUUAAUUGACUCUGGAAUAUUUAUUUCCAAAAACAUUUUAAGGAAGUACUGAAGAAUAGGUAAUUUAUAAAUUUAUGUUAUUAUAACUUGCAUCCUUUCCAACACCAAUGUUACUUAAUUAAUUUUUUUUUAAUGAGACUUAAGAACGUAUAUAAGUAAGUGUAAGUUGUAUUGUAUACUUCCAAAUAUUGUUCGGGU
Molecule: messenger RNA, 745 nt
Organism: Hyposmocoma kahamanoa
Lineage: Eukaryota; Metazoa; Arthropoda; Insecta; Lepidoptera; Cosmopterigidae
Exons: 4
Coding region: 29-556 (175 amino acids)
Source: RefSeq, a predicted model, not a curated record